ACAUUUGAUGCCUGCUUUAUUCAGUCACCAGUAAUCUCUCUUGCAUCAGUCACUUUUGUUAGAAUUGACUAAUAGGCCACAUGCCUCCCUGCUGGAGCUGGGCAGAUAUAAGGGCCAGUCUUCCAGGCUGAUUUCCUGGCUGGGAGCAGGGAGCAGCAGGCAUGGGGCAGGCUGGAUGCCAGUUCCAAACCCUGCUCUGGAAGAACUGGCUGUGCAGGCUGCGCCACCCGGUCCUGUCCCUUGCUGAGUUCUUCUGGCCAUGCAUCCUGUUCAUGAUUCUGAUGGUACUUCGGUUUCAAGAACCUCCCAGGCACAGAGACACUUGUUACUUGCAGCCACGGGACUUGCCCAACCAGGGUGUUCUGCCCUUUGUCCAAGGACUCCUUUGUAACACUGGGUCAAGCUGCAGGAACUUCAGCUUUGAAGAUUCCAUGGCUCACCACUUUCGUCUGUCUAGGUUCCAAACUACAGCUUAUGACACAAAGAUCAACAGCCUGGCUUUUUUAAAAGAGGUACAGGAUCUGGCAGAGGACAUUUAUGAAACCAUGGACAAGGCAAAAACCUUACAGAAGCUUUGGGUGCAAAGAUCAGAGACACUAGAUUCUUCUCAUGGUACCAGUUUUUUAACAAUGGAUCUCAAUAAAACUGAGGAAGUGAUAUCAAAACUGGAAAUCCUCCACCAGCAACCUCAUAUCUGGAAUUUUCUACUAUCUCUGCCCAAAUUCCAUGUGACCAAUAUGCACAUGGAAGAUGGUAUCCAAGCGGUGGUACACUUUCUCCAAGCAGUUUCCAAUUCCUUAAUAUCUCUGGGAGAUUUAGAUUGGCUACGAUACCACCAGACUUUCUCCCAGGUUUCCAAGAUUGUGCUCAACAUGACCAUCUCGACGCUGACAUUUCUGCAGCAAAAUGGAGCAGUAGUGAAUGAGUCAGCUUACCACCUCUCCCUGCAGAAUAUAGUCUGGGAUCCAGAGAAAGUCCAAUCUGAUCUCAAAUCCCGAUAUGGUUUUGGUGAUCUUCAAAUGGAACAUAUCCUGAAUUAUUCAUCUGAGCUAAAGGAGAUUCCAACCUAUGGUUUCUUAGAGAGAGUGGUGUGCUCAGCCUUGUCCAGCACUUCUGAGGAUGAAGCUGAGACCAAAGGUCAUGGUGGAGACUGUCAGCCUGAGUGGUUAGAAGCUAAAAACUAUCUCAUCCAUGCAAUCAGCUGGUUGCAACUCUUUAAAGAGGUGUUUGACCAGUGGCUGCAGGGUGACCUGCUUCAGAAGAUGCUCACAGGCAUCAGACACAGUCUGGAGGACCUCCUGGACCAGUUUGAAGAAGAGAGUGAGCCAGAGAAGGUGGUCAGAGCCUUGCACACGGCACUGCUUCUCCUGAGUGACAGCUUGGCAGCUACUGACUCCGAAGACAGCCAUCUGUCUCCACACCUAUUUCACCAUCUGCAGAUAUUUCAGACUAUACUGCACAACCUACCCCCGUGGCCACGUGUACAGAGACUGCAGCAGCUGGAUGAUGCUGUCAGAAAUGCCAUGGCCCAGGAUUUCCAUUUUGUCCAAGAAAUCCUUACUUCCCUGGAGACUUCAGCAAACGAUUCUGUACAGGGUGGACCAGACAGAUGGAAACUUAAAAAGGAUGAGUUCUUUGGGGAGUUAAAGCAGCUGCUGACAAAGAAUGCUACUGCUACCUGUCUCAAUGUGCACUCCUCCGAAGAAGCUCUCCUGACUUCUGGGAACUUUAGCAUCUUGGGAGACCUCUGGAGAUUGUUGUGUCACCAUUCUGUCAAUGAGACCAGUGUUUUAAACAAGUUGCUUGCUGCAGUAGAGGAUGCUGAUCAUAUUCUGCAAGAGGUCAUUACUGGGCACACAAAUACUUCAGCCACAGUACCUGAAGGGAGGUUGGGCUGGAAGGAACUUGAGAUGCUGCUGUCAGAAGUGAGCCUUUCCUGUUCUCGGCUCUUCCAAUCACCACGUGCUGAUGCUUCAAGUGUGGACGGUAUCUCUUGGGGUAGCUGUGAGCAUCAACUUGUCUCCACAGUAGUAUUUCACAUAUUUGAAAAAGCCCAAAUAUACCUGGAACUAAUACCCUACUGGCAAACCUUCCUACAUUUCCUCAGGAUUACUUGUGAAGCAGUCCGAUAUGUGAAUAUGCAAGGAAGUUUCCAGAACAAUACAACUGUGUUAUCUGAGGACUCUCCUUGUUAUAAAGAAAACAUGGAUUGGAAACUUAUCAGCAAUAAUUAUUUUAUAUUUUUAAAUAAUUUAAUGACGUCUCCAAUAACUUCCAUCUCCAGGGCCUUAAAUUUCACAAAGCACCUUCUGGUGGUGGAAGAGACAUUGCAUGCCCAGGAAAAUGAACAGAAGAAAUUUUUUUCAUUACUUGUGGAAUUUUUGGAAGAAUUAUUGUUGCCUGUUCCUUCCAAUUUAUCUAUUUUUCCUGAAUUCUUGUCUAUCAAUGAGAAUGUUCACAAUGGAAAUGUGCCAUGGAUAAAUCACAUGAAAAAUUUAGACAGAAACCCAUAUCCUAUUGAUACUCAGAAACUUCUGGAAUUUGGCAAACAGAUGACCGACAAAAUGCAAACUCUUGAAAGCCACUGGAUGAGGACAGAAUCCAAAAAUAUUUUGAGAUUCAUUGAAUUAAUGCUUCUUGAAAUUAACCCCACACUGCUAGAAUUAUGGCUCUAUGGCAUUCCCAAAGGUGAAAGAGUUAAAUUAGAAGCACUCUCUACUCUCUUAAAAUUUUCAGUUCCAGAAAAUGAAAAGAUUCUUAGUACAAGUUUUAACUUGUCCAGGUUGAUACAUUCAGAUUUGCCUAGACCACCAGCUGUGAACAUGGAGUUUGUAUAUUUAAGUGAAACUAUAAUAAAUGGUCUCUAUGAAUUCGGAUUCCUGAGCCAGGAAGAAGUUUUUAAAGCUCUAGACACAGUCUACGUGAUUAAAAAUGUGUCUCGUCUUUUCUUAGCCCUUUCUGAACCCCAAAAGCAGGAAGUUGAAAAAAUUUUGACUCAUCUCUACCUGAAUGUCUUUAACAACAAAGAUUCAAGUUUACUUCUGCAGAUUUAUUCUUCAUUUUACCAACUUAUUUAUCAAUUCUUGAGCAUUCAGAGUAGAGAGUCUUUGAUAACUUAUCUGACCCAAAUCUCCAGAAAUAUUUUGGACAUCGUUAAGCAAUUUAAUUUCCAAAACAUCAGCAAUGCAUUUGCAUUUUUAUCAGAGACAGCAGAGUUUCUUGGGAGGAUUUCUGAAGUUUCUUACUGUCAACAGUUGCUUUCAAUUUUUAAUUUUUUAGAGCUUAAAACCCAAUCUCUGAAGUCUAGCGAAGACAGAGAAUUGGAAGUGAUCUAUAGUACUUUGAUAGGCCUCAAACAGUUGCUAGUAGUAGAUGAAGAUUUUCGUGUUUCUUUGUUCCAAUAUAUGAGCCAACUCUUCAAUGGCUCAGAACAAGCCUUGCUGAAUAAUGAAUGCUUUAUUAUUCUGGAUAACUUUUCUUCUAUGAAUUAUUCAACAAAUGAGGGGACUUCCUCCACUCUUCCAUGGGACAGAAAGUUUUCCAACCUUUCGGGAAAUAUCAGUGUGUUCAACGAGUUCAGGGCUGUUCAGUGUACUCUAUCAUGGCUGCAAAUGUGGACAGAGAUCUGGGCAAGCAUUUCUCAGAUAUUUAAAUUUGAACUGCAUAUUUUCCCUCCUCUUCAUGUUGGUCUCACUCAGCUUUUGGAUGAAUUAGAAAAUGACGUGAACAUUUCUAAAAGCUGCCAGGGAGUGUUUCUGACCCAUCAUGCUGCUAGACUCAUCUUAAAUUUGUUAAAAAACUUAACACAAGCCAAUGACUUCCAUGAUUGGAAUUCUCUCCUGUACCUCAGGAAUCUGUGGGUAGCAGUAGAUGACAAGUUAGUUACAGUAAAAUCACUUAACUUGGAUGAAGUAGAGAAAUCAUUCUUUGCCAUGAAAACCGCCCUACACCAGCUAAUGUCAGCUCCACUGAAAACAAGUGCAAGCAGGAAGUUUAUAUAUUCUCUGCUGGAAGUUUUCACCAGGUUAAGCAAUCCCACAAAGUAUAUGGGCAGAAAUGUAGAUUUGAUAAAUGACGAUCUUUUAAAAAAUCUCACAGAUUGUGGAGCCAAAUUUGAAAGUGUUAUUAAUGAACUAAGAAAAACAAUAACAUUUUUUAGAAAUGUAUCAUAUGAUCAAGAUUUAUUGUCCUGUGCUGAUGUUUUCCAAAAAGUUAUUCCAUUGAUUUUGGAAGAUGGCUUAUUGGAUGUAAAUACUUCCCAGAGGGCUGUACAGAUUCUGGCUAUGUUAAAUUCCACAUUUUCUUCUGAAGACGCAGUUAGUACACUAAAAGGGUGCAUUGCAUGGAUAGAUGUCAUAAACCAUAUAUACGCCAUGUCUAACUCAAGUUUCUUUCUGGGGUCUUUUCAUAGUACUUUGAGUAAUUUAAGGGAUAUUGAAAACACAAUGAACUCUACAUUUAAAAUUCUAACUUGGUUAUUCAAUACAAAGGAAAGGCUUUGUUCUUUAAAUGAGUCUACUAUAAAUUGUAUAAAUAUUUACUUGAAAGACCUGGCUGACUUUCUAAAUAUUAUAUUUAAUACAGUCUUGGAAAAAGAGAAGGUACCAGAAUUUGAGAUUUUAUUAGCUCUUUUAAAUGAUUCUACAAACCAAGUAAAGAUGAUUAUCCAUAAUUUAACAAGGGACUUUGAUUUCCUCUCCCAAUCCAAUUGGAAACAUUUUAAUGAAUUACUUCUAACACCUGUAGAUACAUUAGAUGGAAUUCCCAAUCAGUUUCAAAACAUAUGGCUGCAUAUAACAACUCUGGGGAAGGAAAUACAGAAACACUUACAAGAUCUUUCUCCUGCUAUCCUGGAAAGAAAUACCUUUCCUAGUAUGAAAAAACUUUUUGGAAUAUUUUCCAUCAAUCCAAAGGAAAAGGAUAUAAACAAUUUGCGCAACUCCAUUUAUCAUUUAGCUAAUUAUUUUGCCUUCAGCCUAACUCAUGAUCUCCAAAAUUCAUCAGUAAGUACUCCACAUGAAUUAGUGAAAGCUUGGGGUCUUGGUAUUCAGUUGAUUAGGGAUGUGUUCAACUCCUUGAUGCCUGCCAUUCAUUCCAAUACUCCACAAAAUAUGAGUCAUGUUCAAGUUUUAAAUAAAGUGACUUCCCUCAUGCAUGCUCUCAAGAAGGCUGACAUAGACUUAUUAGUUGACCAACUUGAACAAAUCAGUGAAGGCCUAGUAGAUUUCUUUAAGAAUCUUAGCAGAUUAGGUCCUGACAAUUCAGGGGUCAACUUACUCAUUGGCUUGGUGGAAAAAUUUAUGGCUGGUUCACAUUCAUGGAAUGUUAAUCAUCUGCUGCAACUCUCUCGGCUAUUUCCUAAAGAUGACGUGAAUGCUGUGGUGGAUUUAUAUUAUGCUCUUCCUCAUAUUACGGGGCUUCUCCAGGGAAUUGCUGAUAAAAAUAUCACAGAGAGCCUCAAGGAUAUCUAUAACUUUACGCUCCUUCAUGGUAUAAGCACUGCCAACAUCACCAAGGAAGACUUUGCCACUGUGAUCAAAACUCUUCUAGAUGUCAUUGAGUUAAUAUCAGACCAACCAGCCCUUGUGUCUGAAGCUCUAACUUGCUUUCCUGUGGUUUGGUGCUGGAACGGUACAGCAGGGUUUCAGCAGAAGUCAAAGUUAGAAACUUGUGAUAUCCAUGGCUUUAUGUCUUCUUCUUUUUAUGAAAAAGUGACCAGCACCCUUGACCAUCUCCACCUGUCUCCUCUUGGUAAAGAGUCACAGUGUUCAAACGAAAGCUCAAGAAUUGAAAUGACUAGGAAAGUGGUCUGUGUAAUACAUGGAUUAGUGGACUGGAAUUGUAUUCUUAUAAAUUUGUCUGAAGUCUUCCAUAUUCAAACUCCACUUGUGAAAACGGUACAAGAAUUUUGGCACAGGAUCUUACCAUUUGUUUCACCUUUUGGAAAUCAAAGUAAUGACAGCAUCCACGAAGCUUGUCCUGGUGGUCCCAUGAAACAGGUUGCUUUGAAAAUAAUAGAAAAACUAAAGCAUCUGAACUUUACAAAAGGUACAUCAAGCGAAAAUAUUCUUACUAAAUUAGCUGAUUUAAACAAGAUUAUUAGCAUUACCAACGGUGCAGAGAUAGCUGCCCAUGAUAAUAUUCUCUUAAACUUGGAAAGGAUAGUCAAAUUGAUUUCUAGAGAUAGGUAUCUAGAAAAUAGUACUCAUUAUUUACUGUCUCCAUUUUUAUUUCUUCUGAAUGCAAAUCUUACAUACAGUAGUUUAGAAACUGUAUCAGAUUUUAUUAAGAAAAUAAAAUCAACUAACAACUUUGAAGAACUGUGGGUUUACUUCAAACAAAUCAUGAAAGACUUAACCCACAACUUUAGUAUCAAGCACCUGUUCUCUGAACUUAACAAAGAAAUACAAGACAUAAAUUCUGUGGAUCUUCCAAAUAUAACUCUGAAACUUAUCCAGUUUUUGGAAAUCCUAAAUUUAUCAACAUCAAAGGCAUUAGGAAUUAUUGAAGAUUUCCUAUUGGUGACAAAAAAAUGGCUUUCUGUGUAUGCAAAUGAAGAUUAUUCCCCACUGAUGCAAACAUUACUUGCUACUAUGGACAAUGAAAAUUCAACUGAUGUUAUAACUAUGCUGACUAAAGAUAUCACUAGCAACCUGAGGUAUCUAAAAGACAUUUCUAGGGAAAACAAUUCUGACAUUGCCACUCUCACACAGCUGCUUAAUGAAGAGCAACUAAGUAAUUUCUCUGUUGUACAGCUACUUCUUGUCAACAUUCUAAUUAAUUCUUUCAAUAACUUAGCAUCAGGUUCUCAAGUAACAGCUCCAAAUUUAGGUGAUAGUGAUCUCCAAAUGAUGAAUUUCAUUAACCUCACCCUGGAUCAUUUACAGUCAGAAAAAGGUGGGGAGAUAGUUCUCCCUCUGGGAAGUAUAAUGGAUUUCAUGGAAGAGCUUUUGAGAACAUUCUCCCUAAAAGAAAAAUCUGGGAACAAAAUUUCUUUCCUGCUGAAAGACUUCCACAAAGAUGUUAUUGCAGAAAUGAGCUUUAUCUCAAAAGAUAAAAUUCGAGAGGUACUGAAAUUGGAUCAAUUUCUUACACUGAUGAAUGAAUACAGAUUGAUGAGCUUUUUCUCAUGGUUAAAGGGAACUAUAUUUCAUCUAAUCAGAAGCUCAUUUAUGUUAGACAGUGGAGAAUUUUCUUUUGAUAGCCAACGAGGACUGACAUUUGUACGAGAUUUAUUUCAUGCCCUUCUAAGGGAAACUUCACUGCAAAAUGAGACUGAAGAUAAUCCAGACUUUCUUAUGGUGGUGAGUCAACUGCUUUUCCAUAUGAAUAACUCUGAGGAACUCAUCAGCCUCAACCAAAAUCUUACUUCCAUCCUUCACCUUGUGAGAGAAAUUUCCACAGAGAUGUCAAAUCUUAUGGACACUCUUUCAAAGUCUCAUAAUCAAGACUUUCAUACCUCUUUUCUUGCACUCCAAAAAGUUGUACUUGCUGACCUAACCAACUUGCUUUCCUUUAUAAAGGACUCAUUUCCUCUAAGAAAUAGAGAAACAUUAGAACUCACUAAGAGGUUACUCGAUGUUAUCUCUAGAGUUGAUAAAGAAAGUCAUGGCCUGGAGCCCCUCUUAGAAAUGUCUAGAAUCCUCACCAUGCUGCUGAAUGGCAGUGCUGAGCUGAGAGAUAUUGCCACAGAUAUGGACUUUGCUGUGAAACUUCUGAAGCUAGCAAAGAAAGUUUCAGGGAAGAUGGCCACCAUCUUUGAAACUCAUUUUGUCCCCAACACUCAGGACACCGUGGACUUCUUUAAUAUUUUCUAUUCUGUCAUGCAGCAAAGUGUCCAGCAUCUUGUGAAGGAAAGAAUUCCUUUGAGAAAAGUAGAUCAUGUGACAUUUGAACAUAUCAAUGAUUUACUGAUGCCAUUUCUUGACUUGGCCUUUGAGAUGUUGGGGGUGAAGCCCAAUAUUUCACAGGACUCUGACGUUUUCAAUAUGUCAUCUAGUGUAGUCUCAAUUGUGAGCCAAUCCAAUGACUUUUCCAAUAUUUUGGAAGAAAUAGCUGAGUUUUUAACUUCAAUGGAAAUCAGUUUGGGAGAUUUAGAGCAUCUUGUGGUGGCAUUUAAUAAUGGGACUCAAAUAUUUUCUAUGGAUUCUGUCAACUUGGGGGAAGAAAUUUUGAAUUGCUUAGUUCCUAUCAAUAACAUCACCCACAAAAUAAACUUUUUGAAACUUAAUCCAACUUCCUCUCAUCGUAGUCCUCAAGAUACAAUAUGGGAAAAAAUCUAUGAACCGUUUCAUUUGGGGGAUGGAAUGUUAACAGAAAAUAGCACAAAAAUAGGGAAAUCCUUUAAAAUGAUACUUGAUCUCACAUUAGAAGCCCUUUGGAAUAGCUUAAAAAAGGACAAUUGGGAAGCUUUUAAUCUGCUGCAGGCAUUGGUUGAUCAUUCAGAUAACCUGUUCAGAAUGAUAGAAACAGUUGUAGAGACCUCCAGUGGAAUUACAAGUGAAGAUGGAGAUGAUUUAAGCAAAGAUUUACUUUUCAACAUGUCUUUGACUCAGGAUAUCACUCAUCAUCAACUUGAAACAGCAAUCCAAAAUUUGCUAGAUUGGCUAAUUCUCUUAGGAAAACCCCCGCUCCCAUACAACUCUCAGUGGCUGAAUUCCAUCAACACGUCAUUCCAUCAAUUUUUUGAAAUCUAUCUUAAUGCAACUACUGGAAAGAAUGUCAUGUUACCAAAAGAAGAGAUGAUAGAUUUCCCGUAUAACCUCAAACCAUUAUCACCAUUCAGUACAUACUUGAAGAGAUUACUUGUAUUCAUUGGAUAUUGGCAAAAGAUUCUACUGGCAGAUCAAAGUGUUGUUGACAUAUGCCAAGCUUUCCAGCAGCUAGAGAUGUCCUCAGAAGACAUGGAGAUGCUGCAGAAAGCCAAGAUGAUUGCUCUACGUAUGUUCAUCAUCUUUGCAGACAACCCUUCCUUGACCAAGGAUGUUCUGUGUGCCACUCUGAAUUGCAAGCCAUGUGAGACAAGGCAUCUUGUUUUAGCUGUCAUACAAGGAGUCACUGUUGUGUACACCCACUACCAGGAAAUUGAAAAGAGAUGGUCGGCAUCCAGUCAACUAAAUUGUGAAAGUCUUAUCAAGAAUCUUUCUCGGACCUUAGAACACUUCAAAAGCAACUUGGAUCACGUCACCAACCAAGACUGCAUAUGCCAUCCCCCACUGGAAACUGUUGAGCAACAUGUGCGUGUGUUGGCCAAAAGCUUCAAGGAGAGUUGGUUGUCGGGCAAUCCUAUUAUGUCUUUUCUUAGCAAUUUCACUGUCACUGAGGAUGUGAAAAUAAAAGAUUUGAUGAGGAACAUCACCAGGUUAAUGGAAGAGCUUCAGUCUUCCAUCCAUAUCUCCAAUGAAACCAUCCAUACUAUCUUAGAGGCAAACAUUUCCCACUCACAGAUUCUCACCAGUGUCCUCACUGCAGCUUUUUCUGGAAAGUGUGACCAAAAAAUUCUUCAUCUCCUGCUGACAUUUCCUGAGGAUGAAAAGUCUUGGCUUGCUGUGAAGGAGCUCUGUGGCUUGCCUGGGUCUGUAGUAUAUACUCUGAUUGUGGCCAUGAGUCAGAACCUGAACCUGCGGGCUUUUGUUUACAAAGCUCUGAUACCUCCUGAAGCAAAUGGCCUGCUCAAGUCCCUGUUGGAUGUCAUUUCCAGCCUCAACUCUCUGCUUGAUAGAGCCCAGCAUGUAUUCCAGUACCUUCCAGAAUUUCUUCACGCAUUGAAAAUCACUGCCUUGCUAGAUAUGCCGGACUUUCCACAGAUUUCACAGAAUGGCCAAGCUAGAAGUUCAGCCUUUGAUUCUUUCCAGUCCAUGAUGAAGUUGGUUUGUAAGGAUCAAACAUCUUUUCUGAGCAAUUCGAACAUGUUCAUUAACUUACCCAGAGUCAAUGCACUCUUGGAAGAUGACAAAGAAAAGUUCAACAUUCCUGAAGACUCAACACCAUUUUGCUUGAAGCUUUAUGAGGAAAUUCUACAGUUUCCGAAUGGUGCUUUGGUGUGGUCCUUCCUAAAACCUAUACUACAUGGAAAAAUACUGUAUACACCAAACAUUCCAGAGAUUAAUAAAAUCAUUCAAAAGGCCAAUUACACUUUUUAUUUUGUGGACAAGCUAAAAACUUUAUCAGAAACACUGCUGAAGAUGUCCAGCUUUUUCCAGGGAAGUGGAAAUGGACAGAUGUUCAACCAGUUGCAAGAUGCCCUGAGAAACAAAUUUAUAAGACACUUCGUAGAAAGCCAGUUACACAUUGAUGUGGACAAACUCACAGAAACUCUGCAGACUUAUGGUGGAAUGCUAGAUAAGAUGUUUAACCACGCAGGGGCUGGACACUUCCAGUUCUUGGGCGGUAUCUUGGUCAAUCUCUCAUCCUGCGUGGUAUUGGACCGUUUCCAGCCUAUGGAGUCUGUUGAUGCUCUGGAGACUAAAGCCCAUGAACUCACGCAGCAGAACAACUUCCUGGCCAGUGUUAUCUUCAACAGUUCCUUAGCACACAGGCACAUCCGAUCAGCAUCUCUCAAAUUGCCACCCCAUGUCACAUACACAAUUCGGACCAGCGUUUUAUACAGCAUGAGGACAGAUUUGAUUAAAAACCCUUUUUGGAAGUUUCAUCCUCAGAAUCUCCCAGCAGAUGGAUUUAAAUAUAACUACAUCUUUGUCCCACUGCAAGACAUGAUUGAAAGGGCAAUCAUUAUGGUGCAGACUGGGCAGGAAGCCCUGGAGCCGACUACGCAGACACAAGCAGCCCCUUAUCCUUGCCACACCAGUGACCUAUUCCUGAACAACGUUGGCUUCUUUUUUCCACUGAUAAUGAUGCUGACUUGGAUAGUGUCUGUGGCCAGCAUGGUCCGGAAACUAGUUUAUGAGCGGGAGAUUCAGAUAGAAGAGUACAUGCGGAUGAUGGGAGUACAUCCAACCAUCCAUUUCCUGGCUUGGUUUCUGGAGAACAUGGUUGUGCUGACCCUGAGCAGCAUUGCUCUGGCCAUCAUUCUGAAAAUAAGUGGUAUCUUCAUGCACAGUGAUGCCUUUAUUAUUAUCCUCUUCUUCCUGGAUUUUGGAGUGUCAGUUGUCAUGAUGAGUUACUUCUUGAGUGCGUUUUUCAGCCAAGCUAAUACCGCAGCCCUAUGUACCAGCCUGGUGUAUAUGAUCAGUUUUCUACCCUACAUUGUCUUGUUGGUCCUACAUAACCAAUUAAGUUUUGCCAUUCAGACACUAAUGUGCCUCCUCUCAACAACAGCUUUUGGGCAAGGAGUAUUUUUCAUUACAUUCCUAGAAGGACAAGAGACGGGGAUACAUUGGAAUAAUAUGUACCAGGCUCCAGAAGCAGGGGGCAUGACCUUUGGCUGGGUUUGCUGGAUGAUUAUGAUUGAUUCAAUCCUUUAUUUUUUAUGUGGGUGGUACCUCAGCAACUUGAUUCCUGGAACUUUUGGUUUACAGAAGCCCUGGUAUUUCCCCUUUACGGCAUCCUAUUGGAAGAAUAUAUGUGGUUUGGUGGAGAAACAGCAGCAUUUUCUAAGUUCUAGUUUGUUCUUCUCCAGUGAAAACUUUGGCAACAAAGGGGCAACACACCAAAACAAGGCAGGAGAAGUUGAAGGAGACCUCCCUGGAGUUAGCCUGGUUUCUGUGAACAAGGAAUAUGAAGGCCACAGAUUGGCUGUUCAAGACCUCACCCUUACCUUCCACAGAGGCCAGAUCACUGCCCUGCUGGGAACCAAUGGUGCUGGGAAAACCACCAUCAUAUCUAUGUUGACAGGCCUCUACCCUCCCACCUCUGGAACUAUCUUGGUCAAUGGCAAGAACCUGCAGACAGACCUGUCCCGAAUAAGAAUGGAGCUGGGGGUAUGUCCUCAGCGGGACGUUCUUCUGGACAACCUCACUGUCAGAGAACACCUGCUGCUCUUUGCUUCGAUAAAGGCACCGUGGUGGACCUCCAAGGAACUACAGCAGCAAGUCAAUAAAACUCUUGACAAAGUGGAGUUAACUAAACAUCAACACAAAUCUAUCUGGGCCCUAUCUGGAGGCAUGAAGAGGAAGCUAUCCAUUGGCAUUGCCUUCAUGGGCACAUCGAAGACCGUGAUUCUGGAUGAGCCCACUAGUGGGGUGGAUCCUUGCUCCCGUCGCAGCAUCUGGGACAUUCUGCUCAAGUACCGGGAGGGUCGUACGAUCAUCUUCACGACCCAUCAUCUGGAUGAAGCUGAGAUGCUCAGUGACCGUGUGGCCAUCCUCCAGCAAGGGAGGCUCAGGUGUUGUGGGCCUCCUUUCUGCUUGAAGGAGGCCUACAGCCAGGGGCUCAGUCUGAUGCUCACAAAACAACCCUCUUUUCUAGAGGCUCAUGAUGCCAAGGAUGUAGCUCGCAUUACAUCCCUGAUACAGGUCUAUGUUCCACAAGCAGUUCUCAAAGACAGCAGUGGUGGGGAACUGACUUACACCAUCCCGGAGGCUGCAGACAAGACCUGCUUCAAGGGGCUCUUCCAGGCUCUGGAUCAGAACUUACAGCAAUUACGCCUGACAGGGUAUGGGAUCUCAGACACCACCUUGGAAGAGGUGUUUUUGAAGCUUUUGCAAGAUUCCAACAAGAAAUCUCACAUUGCUCUGGGGACCACGUUAGAACCUCAAAAUCAGAGGCCUACUGGACCUCUAGUUGGCUACUGUGACCCUCCUGCAUGGAAUCCACCAGAGAAGACCUUAUCUGUGCCCGUGCAGGGCCACCAGCUGCUUCUGGCACAGGUGACUGCCCUCCUGAGGAAGAGGUUAUACCACACUCUGCGGGCCUGGAAAAGCACCAUCUCCAACCUGCUGCUGCCUGUUCUCUUUGUGGCCUUGGCCAUGAGCAUGUUUAUGGUACAGCCUUUGGCCACCACGUACCCUCCCCUCAAACUGACACCUGGCCAUUAUGAAAGGGCAGAAACCUAUUUUUUCAGUAGUGGAAAGGACAACAUGGACCUCACCCAUGUGCUCUUGCAGAAGUUUGAAGAUGAUGAUCAUCUCUGUGGUGAUUUAGAUGCAGCUCUAAAGAAUUCUUCCCGCUGGCAUAGAGAUCCCUAUUCUAGACCUGCAUUCCAGGACUCCUGUGGCUGCCUGAAGUGUACAAAUCGAAGUGCUCCUUACCUGACCAACUGCCUGGGCCACACAAUGCUCAAUCUCUCAGGCUUCGAUGUAGAGGAGUACUUGCUGCAGCCAUCGGAGAAACCCAGGCUUGGAGGUUGGUCUUUUGGAGUGGGGGUCCUUAAUGAAGUUCAAGACUCAAGUACAAAUACAUUAAAACCAAGAACUCUGGCAAAGGUGUGGUAUAAUCAGAAGGGUUUCCACGCCUUACCUUCCUACUUAAAUCAUCUAAACAACCUUAUUCUGUGGCGACAUUUACCCCCUGCUGUGGACUGGAGACAAUACGGCAUAACACUCUAUAGCCACCCGUAUGGAGGGACCUUGCUGAAUGAAGACAAGAUCCUGGAGAGCAUCCGUCAGUGUGGAGUUGCCCUCUGCAUUGUGCUGGGAUUCUCUAUCUUGUCUGCUUCAUUUGGCAGUUCUGUGGUGAGGGACAGGGUGACCGGAGCCAAAAGGUUGCAGCACAUAAGUGGACUUGGUUACAGGACAUACUGGUUCACCAAUUUCUUCUAUGACAUGCUCUUUUACUUGGUUUCUGUCUCCCUGUGUGUUGCCAUUAUUGCUGCCUUCCAGUUAACAGCUUUUACUUUCCGUGAGAACUUGGUGGCCACGGCCCUCCUGCUGGCACUUUUCGGAUAUGCCAUGCUUCCAUGGAUGUAUCUGAUGUCCAGAAUCUUUUCAAGUCCAGAUGUGGCUUUUAUCUCCUACAUCUCCUUGAAUUUCAUCUUUGGUCUGUGCACCAUGGUGAUGACCACCAUGCCCAGGCUCCUGGCCAUCAUCUCCAAAGCUCAGAAUUUACAGAACAUCUACAAUGUGCUCAAGUGGGUAUUCACUAUUUUCCCUCAAUUUUGCCUGGGACAAGGACUGAUAGAACUCUGCUACAAUCAGAUCAAAUAUGACCUGACCCACAAUUUUGGCAUCGAUUCCUAUGUGAGUCCCUUUGAGAUGAACUUCCUGGGCUGGAUCUAUGUAGUACUGGCCUUGCAGGGAACACUUCUUCUCAUCCUGAGGCUUCUGCUGCAUUGGGACCUGCUGUGGCGGCCAAGGGGUCACACUGUCCUCAAACAUACCAUGAAGUUUUCAAAGGAUAGAGAUGUGGAAAAAGAGCAAACGAGAGUGUUUGAAGGAAGGACCAGUGGGGACAUCCUUGUAUUAUACAACCUUAAUAAAAGUUACAGAAGCCUUUUCAAGAAGACCACUGCUGUGGAAGAUGUUACUGUGGGAAUACCCAAAGGAGAGUGUUUUGGGCUCCUCGGGGUGAAUGGAGCUGGGAAGAGUACUAUGUUCAAAAUGUUGAAUGGUGAAAUUCAUCCGAGCUCAGGACAUGCUGUCAUCCGGACACCCCUGGGAGAUGAGGUCGAUCUGUCUUCUGCGGGAGAGGUGGGUGUCCUCAUUGGCUACUGUCCACAGCAAGAUGCUUUGGAUGACCUCUUGACCGGUUGGGAACAUCUCCAUUACUACUGCAGUUUACGCGGGAUUCCAAAGCAGUGCAGCCUGGAGGUGGCUGCAGACCUCGUGAGGCGCUUACACCUCGAAGCUCAUGCAGACAAACUCGUAGCCACCUAUAGUGGAGGAACCAAGCGGAAGCUGUCCACAGCCCUGGCCCUGGUUGGGAAACCUGACAUUCUUUUAUUGGAUGAGCCUAGCUCUGGGAUGGAUCCCUGCUCUAAGCGGUACUUGUGGCAAACAAUUAUGAAGGAGGUUCAUGAAGGCUGUGCUGCAGUGCUGACAUCUCACAGCAUGGAAGAGUGUGAAGCCCUUUGCACCAGGCUGGCCAUAAUGGUUGAUGGCAAAUUUAAGUGUCUUGGCUCCCCUCAACACAUUAAAAACAGGUUUGGUGAUGGUUACACAGUCAAAAUUUGGCUCUCAAAGGAAGCAGAUCAACCUGAUACUAUUUCUGACCAUUUAAAGCUCCAUUUUCCAGGAAUCCAGUUUAAGGGACAGUGCCAUAAUUUAUUGGAAUACCAUGUUCCCAAAACAUGGGAGUGUUUAGCUGACUUAUUCAAAGUUCUAGAGAACAAUAAGACUCUCCUGAACAUCAAGCAUUAUUCCAUUAAUCAGACCACAUUGGAACAGGUGUUUAUUAAUUUUGCUGGUGAGCAGCAGCCAACUGUGCAGUCUACUCCUGAUCUGUCUGCUAACAGCCAACACCUGUCUCACCUGCCUGUGUAAACCACUGACGGAGCCUACCUUGUCUUUCACUGCAAUUGGUACUCAAGAAUCAAACAUUCUCUCCAGUGCUCAGGAGCUGGACGGCAGGAAAAUUAUAUUUUCUCCUUCAUUGUCUAUUUUGAAACUCUGUUUAACAAACAGCCAACGGAAAGGUCAUUCUUUCCCACAUACCUUUGGCAGUUCCUCCAAUACAUUUACUCUGUUUGUCAACCCAGGUAGUAUUAGCUUCUUUGGGAGGAAAACAUAAAGAGUCCAAUUAGAGGAGUUCUGGAAGGGGGUAGGCCAUCCAUAGUUUGUCAUGCCAAGGAUUUAAGACACUACUUUUUUUUUGGUCA
Molecule: messenger RNA, 15652 nt
Organism: Dipodomys spectabilis (banner-tailed kangaroo rat)
Lineage: Eukaryota; Metazoa; Chordata; Mammalia; Rodentia; Heteromyidae
Gene: Abca13
Product: ATP binding cassette subfamily A member 13
Exons: 62
Coding region: 162-15317 (5051 amino acids)
Biological process (GO): lipid transport; transmembrane transport
Cellular component (GO): intracellular membrane-bounded organelle; membrane
Molecular function (GO): ABC-type transporter activity; lipid carrier activity; ATP hydrolysis activity
Source: RefSeq, a predicted model, not a curated record